CACACACGGUGACCGGCAGUCAGACAGUCAGACAGGCAGACUGCCUCCUCACUACAACCACUAACACUACUACACCCACCGCAUCGUGCGUCCAUCGGCUCCAUCCCUCCACUGAGCGAUCUUCUCCCCCGCCUUGUGAACACGCAGCAGCCGUGAAGCUGGAAGCCUGAAGCGUCCAGAUGAAGAUGCUGGAAAACGGCAGGAAGGUGUUCAAAGAGGGGCUGCUGGAGAAGCGGAGCGACGGGCUGCUGCAGCUCUGGAAGAAGAAGCACUGCGUCCUGACGGAGGACGGCGUGCUGCUGCUGCCGCCCAAACAGCACGACCCGCCGCAGCACCACCACCACCACCACCAGCAGCACCACGGGGACGUGGGCAAAGUCAAGGAGCUGCACUUCGCCAACAUGAAGACGGUGGACUGCGUGGAGCGGAAGGGAAAGUAUGUGUACUUCACGGUGGUCAUGACGGAGGGGAAGGAGAUCGACUUCAGGUGCCCGCAGGACGAGGGCUGGAACGCGGAGAUCACCCUGCAGAUGGUCCAGUACAAGAACCGGCAGGCGAUCCUGGCCGUCAAGUCUACCCGGCAGAAGCAGCAGCUGCUCGUGGUGCAGAUGCCCGGGCAGAAGACGGUCCGCAGCGCGCCAAACGUUGCGUGACCUGCGGCGAGACCCGUGGACGUUGGUGCGCCAUUUGCGGUUAAUUGGACACUCAGCCGGAGGACGAAUACCGAGCCGGUCUGCUUCCCCCCCCCUCUCUCCAGGAGUCCCCCUCUUCCAUGUAGUGGUUCCCACUGACCAGCGCCCCCCCAUCCUGUUCUCCUGUUCAGGACAGAGACUUGUUUCACAAAGACUGAUGGACUAAAAGCAUGUGAGAAAACAUCUGAAUUCUACCAUGCGAUGGGUUUAUCCCUUAUUUAUUACAUGUGUAUAUAUAUUUUCUAUAUAAAAUGUUAAAUUGUUGGUGAACGUUCAGUGUGGUUGUUGCUAGAAUGGAACAGGAAACACUAAUGUGGAGGUUUGUAGCCGACAUGUUUGACAAGAAGUUCGCUGAGAAAAGCGUAAAUAUAGUUAUGUGAGAAAGAUGUAUCGUCAGUCAAAUCCUUUAACUACAGAUAAAAUGUGUCAUUUUA
This is a messenger RNA of Labrus mixtus (cuckoo wrasse), 1126 nucleotides long. RefSeq names its product pleckstrin homology-like domain, family A, member 1 (gene phlda1). The coding region runs from base 180 to 653 and encodes 157 amino acids. Gene Ontology annotation, molecular function: phosphatidylinositol phosphate binding. Gene Ontology annotation, biological process: positive regulation of apoptotic process. NCBI's taxonomy places the organism in Eukaryota, Metazoa, Chordata, Actinopteri, Labriformes, Labridae. The record is from RefSeq and is a predicted model, not a curated record. The transcript is spliced from 2 exons.